This is a messenger RNA of Raphanus sativus (radish), 777 nucleotides long. Its product is annotated as kunitz trypsin inhibitor 4-like. The transcript has a single exon. Lineage: Eukaryota; Viridiplantae; Streptophyta; Magnoliopsida; Brassicales; Brassicaceae. Gene Ontology annotation, molecular function: endopeptidase inhibitor activity. The record is from RefSeq and is a predicted model, not a curated record. The coding region runs from base 29 to 664 and encodes 211 amino acids.
UCUAAUCAACUACACAAACUCAAAAAGGAUGAAUCCUAUGUUCUACUUCCUUCUUGCCCUAACAGCUGUUUUGGCUGCCACCGCAAACGCCGCCGGGCCAGUUCUUGACGUAAAUGGUGAUCUCAUAUUCGGCGGCAGUAGCUACUACGUUCUCCCUGCCAUCUGGGGCCCUGGAGGUGGCGGCCUGACUCUCUCCUCCCUUGGUGACAAGCAAUGUCCACUUUAUAUCCAGAAGGAAGAUUCAGAGGUCGAAAGGGGCCUUCCCGUAAAGUUCUCAAACUGGAGGCUUAAAGUUCCGUUCGUUCCCGAAUCAGAGAACCUCAACAUCGAGAUGGAUGUUGCAGCUACGAUCUGCGUCCAGUCAACCUACUGGUGGGUUGCUCCGUCUAACUUGCCCAUUAUGACAUUUUGGAUAGCGGCUGGCCCUAAGCCAGACCAUGGAGAAGAUUCUUCAAGGAGUUUCUUCCAGAUCAAGAGAACUGGAGAGUUUCAUAACGGCUACAAAAUUACGUUUUGUUCUGGAGAUGGGGCUUGCGACGAUGUUGGGAUCGCUAGGGACGGAAAUGGCGUUGGGCGUUUGGCUGUAGGCUCUGAGCCAUUUGCGUUUGUGUUCGUGAAAGCUAGUGAGGCAGAGACUUCGCCCAAGACUAUGUCUAUUAUCUGAGAGAUAUUAAAGGCUACGAUAUCAAGAAGAUAAGAGUUUUAACCUACUACAAAUAAUAAAACUCUGUGUGUGUUCACUGUUUUUUUUCUCAUCAACCCUCAUCUUUCCUGUGU